AACAUUAAACGGAGAGAGAGAGAGAGAGAGAGAGAGUGUGAAGCAGAGCAGAGAUGGAAGGAGUGGGGUCGAGACAGAGCCGAGCCUCGUCGAGGUACGCGCCCAGCCCAUCAGCGCCGGUGUUCAACGGCCCAGUCAGGAAGUGGAAGAAGCAAUGGGUCAGCUCCCAGUCCAACAACCAAAACAAUGGCAACAACCGAAACGAUGCUCCUCCCCUCCUCCUCUGCCGCUGGACCCCACUCCCCGCCACCGCCACCGCUGAUGAGCCCCGCAAACGCCGCUUCCGAUAUGCUCCGAUUGUUCCAAUAGAAAGGGGAAAUGUGGAAGCUCUGGAGAAGGUUAGCAAUGAAGCUAGAACAAGCAUAAGGAAUCAAUCAGAAAAUGGUGCGAACAUGACUACUGACGUUGAUGGUAUGUUGGAAAAACCUAGGAUAGGAGAUGUCAGUGCAGAGGACACUCAGGAAAUGAGUGAAGAUCAAGAAGAUUCCAACAAAAGUCCAGUCAAUGCUCCUAUUUCAAAGAGCAAAGCGUAGUGAAUGCUAAGUUAGGGUGAAUAGUAUCUGAAGUGUUCUAUAAAUUAACUCUAUUUUGAAAUGUGGAAAAGUGAAUAGAGGGGAGCUCGCCUCUCACACAGGAAGCCAAAGGGAUUUUGGCUUAUAAACUCAUGCAGUUAGAUGAAAACAGCCAUCAUAUCUCUGAUCCUUACAAGUGCCUAUAAUGCACAUAUUAGGCAAUGGUAAGUUAAUAUCUAAUUCUGGA
Messenger RNA from Sesamum indicum (sesame), 759 nucleotides. RefSeq lists its product as uncharacterized. NCBI's taxonomy places the organism in Eukaryota, Viridiplantae, Streptophyta, Magnoliopsida, Lamiales, Pedaliaceae. The record is from RefSeq and is a predicted model, not a curated record.